AUGUAUUCGGAGUUAUUAAAUACCAAUGAGAAGAAAUUGGUUGGAUUUGAUAUCGGAGGCGGGACUCCAUCUAUGGCAAAAAUAGAAGCCAUCCAUCAACUAAUGAAACGUGUUGAAUCGAAAUUUCAAACAAAUUGGAAUACAACUGAAGUGUCGAUUGAAACUACUCCAAAGAUCGCUGCAGCGGAACCGGAGAAGAUGAAAGCGUACUAUGAUAUGGGUAUUCGUCGUAUAUCAAUGGGUUUACAAACCACUGAUUUUCGUCAAGCGAAAGAGAUGAAUCGAGAUGAUGCGAAUGCUUCAGCGGAUUAUAUAUACCGAGCUGUCACUAAUAUUCGUGAUGCUGGUUUCAAGAGUUUUAAUAUCGAUCUGAUGUAUGGGUUUCCAUUGCGCGCUUCUCGUACUGAUGAUCCAUGGUUAAAGACCGUUCAAGACACCAUCAAUCUCGGUCCAGAACAUAUCACUCUCUAUCGAAUGCGAUAUAAAGGAACAUUAAUGGCUCACCUCGCUGAUCGUGUGAAACUUGAUCAAGUGAACCGUCAAGAAGGUGCAGCUCGACGUUUAUUGAAUGCAUCCGGAUAUAUCGGUUUGACUGGAAAAAAUACAUUCUCCCGCGCUGAAGAUAACUCUGGAUGUUCGGAUUAUCUCGAUAAACGAGUAAGAAAGGCAGUUCCUUAUAUUGGAAUUGGUCUCGGUGCUCAAUCGUUCAGUCAUCAUACACUUUCUUAUAAUCUUGGAGCAGUAACAAAGAAACUCCAACAAUACAUUCGUAGUGUGGAAUUGAAUCGCAUUCCAGUACAAGAUCUUUAUCACUUAUCUCGACCUGCUGCAAUUGCGAAAAUGGCAUCCGUUAGUUUCUAUUACGGUGGAAUUGAUCUUGUCGCUUUUAAAGAGUGUUUUCAUGUAUCUAUAAAUGAACUCUUUCCAUCCGAAGUGAAAUUUGUUACCGAUCACGGCCUAAUGACUCUCGAUGAAGAACAUCAACGUUUACAAAUGACCUCGCUUGGGAAACAAUGUUUCGGUGGUGUCGUUGCUUUAUUCUAUUCUCCUGCUGUGAAGAACCAUAUCCUUCAUCUUCAAGGAGGUGAAGAAUUCUUAGUGGAUUCCGUCAAAGCUCUUAAGGAAGGUCAUAGUCCAUUCCAACCGAUACCUGAAACUCCUGCACCUAUUCGUCGUCGAAUAGCUACGACAUCAUCAUCUCCACUAACAUCAUCCGUUCAAUCAAUCAUCUCUAUUCCACAAAUGGUAACAUCGUCAUUCUCUCAACCACUUUCUACUUCGUCGAUGUCAACUUCA
Molecule: messenger RNA, 1296 nt
Organism: Didymodactylos carnosus
Lineage: Eukaryota; Metazoa; Rotifera; Eurotatoria; Philodinida; Philodinidae
Source: the annotation of a GenBank genome assembly